AGUGCUGUUAGUCUCAGGGUGAUCAAGCAGUGAAGAUGGCGUGUUGCAGGAGGUGCCUGUGUUGCCAGUGCUGCUGUGGGGAAGGGGAGACCAGGACCCCCGAGGAACUCCUGCAGUGGACAAUCCUCGGGGAGACACAUGGAGAAGAUGAGAUUCUACCAAGGAAGGACUAUGAGAGUUUGGACUAUGACAGGUGCAUCAAUGAACCAUUCAUGGAGGUUCUGGAUGGCAUGGAUAACAAGAAAGCCAGGAAGUAUGAAGUGGUGAAGUGGGUCGUUGUCUUUGCAAUUGGAGCCUGUACUGGGUUGGUAGGGCUGUUUGUUGAUUUCUUUGUACGUCUCUUCUCUCACUUGAAGUUCAGCGUGGUUGAAAAAUCUGUGGAGGCGUGUACUGAAAAGGGCUGUCUUGCCCUGUCUCUACUAGAACUUCUAGCUUUCAAUAUGACCUUCAUCUUCAUAGCCAGUGUUCUGGUUCUGAUUGAACCAGUGGCUGCUGGGUCAGGGAUUCCUGAGAUUAAAUGUUACCUCAACGGGGUGAAGAUUCCUGGAAUAGUCCGGCUGCGCACCUUCCUGUGCAAAGCUGUGGGGGUUCUCUUCACUGUAGCUGGAGGUCUGUUUGUGGGAAAGGAAGGUCCAAUGAUUCAUAGUGGUGCUAUAGUAGGAGCUGGGCUGCCUCAGUUUCAGAGCAUCACCUUUAAAAAGAUCUGCUUCAACUUUCCAUACUUCCGCACUGACAGGGAUAAGAGGGAUUUUGUCUCCGCUGGGGCUGCGGCUGGGGUCGCGGCUGCUUUCGGAGCUCCCAUUGGGGGCACGCUGUUUAGCCUGGAGGAGGGGUCCUCCUUCUGGAACCAGGAGCUCACAUGGAAAGUGCUCUUCUGCUCCAUGUCUGCCACUUUCACUCUGAAUUUCUUCCGCUCUGGGAUUCUGUAUAACAGCUGGGGUUCUUUUCAACUACCAGGGCUGUUGAACUUCGGAGAGUUUAAGUGCUCGGAUUCGGAUAAGAAGUGUCACCUGUGGACCGCGGUCGACCUGGCCUUCUUCGUUGUGAUGGGGAUAUUCGGCGGUCUCCUGGGAGCUUUGUUCAACUGCUUGAACAAGAGAUUAGCCAAGUACCGCAUGAGGAACGUUCACCCCAAAGCAAAGUUUGUCAGGGUUCUGGAGAGCCUGCUGGUCACCAUGGUAACCACCAUAGUGCUGUUUGUUGCGUCCAUGACUUUGGGAGAAUGCCGAGAUCUCUCGCCCCCCACCAACAGUGACAACGCCACGCAUGUUUCCAACUCUGAGGAUGUGAACUCCACCAUCAAAACGUUCUUCUGUCCCAACAAAACCUACAAUGACAUGGCCACACUUUUCUUUAACCCACAAGAGGUGGCUAUUCACCAGCUCUUCCACCAAGACAGUACCUUCAGUCCAGUUUCCUUGUCUAUUUUCUUCGUGCUGUAUUUUCUGCUGGCUUGUUGGACCUACGGCAUAUCUGUACCCAGUGGCCUCUUUGUGCCGUCCCUGCUGUGCGGAGCUGCCUAUGGUCGGCUAGUAGCGAACAUCCUGAAAACCUACAUAGGGAUGGAUCACGUUUACUCCGGGACCUUCGCAUUGGUUGGCGCCGCAUCAUUUCUUGGGGGUGUGGUCAGGAUGACCAUUAGCCUCACUGUCAUCCUGAUUGAGUCAACCAAUGAAAUCACCUAUGGACUCCCCAUCAUGAUAACCCUCAUGGUAGCAAAGUGGACUGGAGAUUUCUUUAACAAAGGAAUAUACGAUAUCCACAUAAAGCUAAGCGGAGUCCCGUUACUGGAAUGGGAGACUGAGGUGGAGAUGGAUAAGCUAACAGCUAGCGACAUCAUGGAGCCAAACCUGACCUAUGUGUACCCUCACACCCGCAUCCAGUCUCUGGUCAGUAUUCUGCGGACCACGGUGUACCAUGCCUUUCCGGUGGUGACGGAGAACCGGGGGAACGAGAAGGAGUUCAUGAAAGGGAACAUUCUCAUCAGCAACAACAUAAGAUUCAAGAAGUCAAGCAUCCUGACCCGGGCGGGGGAGCAGCGCAGGCGGAGCCAGUCCAUGAAGUCGUACCCCUCGAGCGAGCUGCGCAACGUGUGUGACGAGCUCGUCGGCACCGAGCAGGCAGAGGAGGCAGAGGACAUGCUGCAGCAGAUGCUGGAGAGGAGACAUGUCCCCUAUCCCAACCUGUACCCUGACCAGUCCCCUAGCGAGGAGUGGACCAUGGAGGAGCGAUUCCGACCUUUGACCUUCCACGGCCUGAUCCUGCGAUCCCAGUUAGUGAACCUGCUGAUCGGGGGAGUCUGUUAUGCUGAAAACCAGUCGAGUGCGACUCAGCCUCGACUCUCCUACACUGAGAUGACGGAAGACUACCCUCGGUACCCAGAUAUCCAUGACCUGGACCUCGCGUUGCUUAACCCACGCAUGAUAGUGGAUGUGGCGCCGUACAUGAACCCUUGCCCCUACACUGUCUCCCCAAACACCCGCGUCUCUCAGGUGUUCAACCUUUUCCGGACCAUGGGGCUGAGGCACUUGCCUGUAGUCAAUGCUGUCGGAGAGAUUGUUGGAAUAAUCACAAGGCAUAAUUUAACCCACGAGUUUCUACUAGCAAAACUGAGGCAGCACUGCAUUACAAUCUGAAUCAUCUUGACUCUCCGGGUUUCUGAAUCGUCCUGUUUAGCUGGAGUGCCCUUGCUACUCCAAGCAGAAUUUGGAGAAUUUCCAGCGAACCCCAUUUCCAGAACAAGUCCGAUGGCUCCGACCAAGGAGGAACCCCAGUCCGAACUUCAGCACUGAAAGUCUGAAGUACACCCUACACUUUUAAGAGACAUUUGUAACUACACAAUUUUAGUUGGAUAAAUAAUCUAGGUCUGUAGAAGGCCUGCAAGUUAACUUCUGGUAUAAAUAAAUACAUGUCAGAAAAGCUGAACUCUUAAGCCAUAUCUUAAAAAGUGGGGUGCAGUGUGUACCCCACGCACUGUAAAACCGAUACUUAAUGAAUCAGUAUGGGGGGGCUGAGAUGUGACACUAAGAUCGUUCCCAAUCCACCACUGUAAUGGUGAUCUACUCAUCUCUCUGUCCAUUCAUAAAAUCAAGGGUAAAUUAUGUAUAAUCACUGUCCACUGUACAACACAAGACCUACCAUCAGAGAGGGAAACGUUCUCAAAAUCCUCUCCUUGCAACAUUACUGUGCUACAACACAUAAGCUAGCCCCUGCUUGGGGGGGGGGGGGAAUAAAUAAAUUACUUUUGUGGGACCUGGCAUCCAUGUUCAACAGUGCAUCUAAAGAAAUGUUCUGAGUGUGUUUACACGAGAUAUUUCAUGAGAACAGAACAUAUUAAAUAACGAUGAAGUGACACAAAGACAUGUGGCUCAUGCAUUUUGUGCACUCCACCCUUUCAGUCCUGGGUGUCUGUUUUGUGUUAUUUUAUUUUUAUCCAGCACUUAAACUUCAAUUUUUGUUUUUACAAGACAAAGUAGAGACCGAUGUUGAUUGACUUUAAAUCCACUCUCAGUGCACCUCUAUAUUUUGCUAUCUCAAAAAAUUCUAAUGAAAUAUCGAGGGAAUUUGUGACGUUAUAUAACUGUCACUGGUCUAACCCUAAAUUAAAUUAACCCUGGGAAUUAUCGAAUCGUGAAAUAACCACGCAGUCUCUGCUUAAUUUGACAAAGCAGGAGAAAUAAUUGUUUUCCAUAGUGGAGUAGAAUUGUCUUGAGAAUGGAGCGGUAUGUUGAUCGUUUGAAAAGUGGAGGUCGACCCGAGGAGUAGGAAUGGGAUGGAAUUAUAUUUAGAAGAAUAAUCUGUACUCCCACUUGACUGCACCCCAUGUCAGGAUUUCGUAAGCACAAGAUCUUGUCAUCAAAGCAACAGUCCCCACAGAAGGGAAUACUUUUAAUACAAGUCGAGUUGCAGAUUAAAAGGCAAUUGUAUUGAAAGGCUCAAGCUUGAUCACCUGUUAGCGUUUAAUAGAUGCCCAUCUUUGAUGUACAGUACCUGAAGCAUAUUGGGUGUGCAAUCUGUAGUACUUGUGUUCUUAGCCCAUGUCCCAGGUUAAAAUCUGAGCAUUUGCACAGUUAUAUAAUUUAUGUAAUUGCUUUCAUAAUCUGUUAAUGUUAUUAGCUGUUGUAAUCCUAUUAUUUAUUGGUUUUGUCAGUGUGCGUGGAAACCCUGACAAGACCUGUACUGCAUAUCCCUGUUAAAGGAAUCUUCACCGCCUUGCAGGAAGGGCCUUGUUAGACAUCUCGAUACAAAAUAAGGAUCGAAAUUGAAUUUCCGUGUGAAAUUUUCUUGAAACAGUCAAAAGCCUCUGUGUAUCCCGGGCUGCAAAUCUUGAAUGAAUUAGGGUAAUUACUAAAAACCACUAGAGCUUAUUUGUUUUUGUUGUUUUUGUUUUUUUUUAUAUAAUGCAAUUGUGCCAGCCGUGCACAAAACAAGCCAGUUUAUUAGUGCAUUUCUAUAAAUUAGUUUUUACAUUUUUUACACAGGGACCUUGGUUAACUGGAAACACUAAUUGUCAAGAUCCUUGACCGUUUAUUAAAUGAUUCAGCUGUCUUGUAUUCUCAGAUGUAA
Messenger RNA from Polyodon spathula (Mississippi paddlefish), 4566 nucleotides. Its product is annotated as chloride transport protein 6-like. The record is from RefSeq and is a predicted model, not a curated record. NCBI's taxonomy places the organism in Eukaryota, Metazoa, Chordata, Actinopteri, Acipenseriformes, Polyodontidae. The transcript has 23 exons. Gene Ontology annotation, molecular function: voltage-gated chloride channel activity. The coding region runs from base 36 to 2636 and encodes 866 amino acids. Gene Ontology annotation, cellular component: intracellular membrane-bounded organelle; lysosomal membrane. Gene Ontology annotation, biological process: chloride transport; transmembrane transport.